GGUGGCUGGCGAAGUACAAACACCUUUUUUUUUUCAGGCGAGGGAGGUACCACGAGAGUCUACAACAGUACUUUCCAUGCUAUUCGCACCAUCGUCAAACAGGAGGGCGCCUUCAAACUCUAUACAGGGUUGUCGGCAGGGCUGCUAAGGCAGGCAACCUACACGACUGGUCGAUUGGGCGUCUACACGAGCCUCUUUGAGUAUGUCAGCUCACGUUCACAGUCGGGCAGUCCACCCUCCUUUCUAGCGAAGAUGACAAUUGGCCUUACUGCUGGUAUUCUCGGUUCCUUCGUUGGCACCCCAACUGAGGUCUGCCUUAUUCGUAUGACUGCUGACGGCAAACUUCCAGUUGCUGAACGAAGGAACUACACCAAUGUGUUCAACGCCCUAUACCGAAUUUACAAGGAGGAGGGUCUUUUCGCCCUUUGGAGGGGCGCCCUACCGACGAUGGGUCGAGCAGCGGUGGUGAACGUAGCCCAGCUAGUUUCUUAUUCUCAGUUCAAACAGAUCAUUUUAGAAAGCAAUCUAAUGCAAGAUGGCUUCGGUGUACAUUUGGCGGCAAGCAUGUGCUCUGCCCUUAUAACCACUAUUGCCUCUCUACCCGUCGAUAUCGCCAAGACACGCAUCCAAAAUAUGCGCACAAUUAAUGGCCGACCUGAAUACUCCGGUAUCAUUGACGUAUUGAGUCGAACGGUGAGGUCAGAGGGGGUGAUGGCAUUGUGGAAAGGGUUUACUCCUUAUCUUUUCCGUAUUGGACCUCACACGAUACUCACCUUCGUUAUUUUGGAACAACUCAACUCUUUGUAUAACAUCUACGUCCUCGGCAACAAGUCCGGCUGUGCCAGUAGUGGGCUUUGA
Molecule: messenger RNA, 858 nt
Organism: Hydatigera taeniaeformis
Lineage: Eukaryota; Metazoa; Platyhelminthes; Cestoda; Cyclophyllidea; Taeniidae
Source: the annotation of a GenBank genome assembly